This is a messenger RNA of Patiria miniata (bat star), 3910 nucleotides long. RefSeq names its product calcium permeable stress-gated cation channel 1-like. The record is from RefSeq and is a predicted model, not a curated record. NCBI's taxonomy places the organism in Eukaryota, Metazoa, Echinodermata, Asteroidea, Valvatida, Asterinidae. The coding region runs from base 153 to 2594 and encodes 813 amino acids. Gene Ontology annotation, cellular component: plasma membrane. The transcript has 23 exons. Gene Ontology annotation, molecular function: calcium-activated cation channel activity.
CUGUGUCAAUCUGCUUUUUGAUCGAGGCCGAGGGUCGUCAGGUGAAUCGCUUCGCGAGCUGUCACAUGAUUGGAACUGUAACAUUGCAAAAACUUGUUUUCAGUGACUUGCAAGAUUUUCAUCCUUGGUUGAGCUGAGCGGGGUCAUUAGCCAUGGAAAACUGUGUCCUGGCAGGGAAGAACAGCUCUGCAAUAGCAUUCCUGGAAUAUGGAGGGAUACCCUCCAAUAUCGGCUAUAAUAUCCUCUUCUUUGUGAUAAUAGUGCUGCUCUUUUCAGUGUUCCGAAAGAUUGCUGGAGACUAUGGUCGUAUUGCACUCAUGCAGCAUGGAGAAGAGAGAUUUCUGCGUGGAGAUCCAAGGAGACCACUGAGCAAUGGCGAACCGAAAUCCACCAAUGGAUACAAUGUAUGGACCAGCAUGUUUUACGGCGACCACAGUAAACCGAAAAACAGCAAGCCGUCCAUUAAUGCAGACGGAGAGACGACAGUUGGACAGCCAGAAGAACCACACAGCAAGGCACCGGGAUUUAUUGAUUGGCUUCCAGCAAUGUUCAAAAUCAAGGAUGAGGAUAUCAGGCUGAAGUCUGGUGUGGAUGCAGUGCAGUACCUGCAGUUCCAGCGUUACCUGAUCCUACUGGUCAUCAUUGUAUGCGUCCUGUCUAUUGGGGUCAUCUUACCCGUUAACUUCAGUGGAAGUCAGGAACUCGGACCAGAGAACUUUGGCCGGACAACCAUUAGCAAUAUACCCACAAAUUCGGAUAAGUUGUGGGUCCACACCAUCUUCUGUAUGCUGUUCUUCCUAUUGACUGUUGGUGCAAUGAGGCAUUUUUCCACUCAUGUACCAUAUCGAGAGGAGAACGAUAAUGUAUCGCAGACACUGUUUGUCAGUGGUAUACCACUUGAGAGAACGGAUGCUGCACUUAUCAAACAGCAUUUCCAAGAAGCUUAUCCAGAGGUGACUGUCAUUGAUGUCCAGUUUGCCUAUGACAUUGCCAAGCUCAAGAAGUUGGACUUACAGAGGCGUGAUGCUAGACUGAAUCGACUGCACUGUGAGGGGAUUUACUCCAAAACUGGCCAACGACCCCAACUGAGACAGGGAACCUGUGGACAAGUUGGCUGCUGUGAUUUUUGCGGAGGUCCCAAGGUGGAUGCUAUUGAUUACUAUGGCAACCGGGAGGAUGACUUAACGAGACAGGUCAUGGAAGAGAAGGGUCACGCUCUUAAGAGCAACCUGGGCAUGGCGUUUGUGACUGUACAGAAUGAGAUCAUGGCUGGCAGGAUUGUGAAUGACUACGCGACCCUGAAGACCGGUCCUCCCACGGUGUCUAGUGUCAGUAAACAGCUUCACUCCACCGUGUGGAAUGUCCACUUUGCCCCCAAGCCUGAUGACAUUGUCUGGGAGAAUUUGUCUGUUGGACCACUGCUGUGGUGGGGAAGCGUCAUCUUUAUCAACCUUGCCUUAUUUAUUCUACUGUUCUUCCUGACGACACCCUCUGUCAUCAUGACCAGCCCUGUCGGAAGCAAAAACAUUGAGGACGCAGUCAAAGAUGUUAAGUCUCCUUUCAUCUCUCAAUUCCUGCCCACCAUUCUUCUCUGGACCUUUGCGGCCAUGCUGCCCAUCUUAGUCAUCUACUCCAGCUACUACUGUGAGUUCCACUGGACCCGCACCAAGCUGAACCACACCAUCAUGCGCAAGACAUUCCUGUUCCUGAUACUGAUGGUGCUUGUGCUGCCCUCGCUUGGCCUGGCUAGUGCGCAAGCAUUGUUCGAGUAUUGGAUCCGUGCAAGCACCAAGGAUGUGUCCAUUCGCUGGGGUUGCAUCUUCCUGCCGGAGAACGGAGCCUUCUUUGUCAACUACGUCAUCACCUCGGCGUUCAUCGGUACAGCAUUGGAGCUGAUACGAUUCCCGGAGCUCUUCCUGUACGGGAUCACCAUGCUGUGGACCAGGUCGAAGGCCGAGAAGAUCACCAAGAGAAGUAGGCUAGCAUAUGAGUUUCAGUAUGGUGUGCAGUAUGCUUGGGUCUUGACUACAUUCUCCAUUAUUCUGGUGUACAGUAUCACCUGUCCUCUAGUUACACCUGUGGGUCUCUUGUACCUCCUGUUCAAGCACAUGGUGGAUCGUUACAACAUCUACUUUGCCUACUCCCCGUCUCGCAUCGAUAAGGACAUCCACGACACUGCCAUCAACUUUGUGGUGAUUGCUGGCAUGCUGCUGCAGCUGUCCGUCCUGUUCUUCUCUGUGCUCAGGCUGGGUUCGGUGGACCCUCGCUCCAUACUACUCUCAGUGUUCCUAGUGCUGUGCAUUGGCCUGUACAUUGCCAAGGUCUGUUUCAAUAUCUGGAUGGGUUACAUCCCGCCGGCGUACGAUGAGUUUACUAAUGUGGAGGACCAAGCUCCUUCCACUGAAGAUGAGGUCAAGCACUUUAUUCCUGAUGUUCUACAAGAAAGCGGAGAUGAUAAGGACGAGGAACAAGGGGGCGCGACAGCCCUGGGCGGCACCGCCCCCAAGCACGCUUACGGUACCAUGGAUGGACAGGUUGGGGAGCGCAUACACUACGGCCACAGGGACACGCCCGAUACCUCCGAUGGGGAAUGAGCCACUAUAGUCCAGCCAGUCAUAACAAUGGGAGGUCACACAUCGAAGCCUGGUUGGGUCGACAGCCUAGACAAAUCUGAUGAAUCAACUUGGAUAUGUGUUGGGGUUGAGCUUAUUGUGAGGUAGUUUUUGACGUGGUUUUUAUGCUGGAAUAAUUUGUAUGAAUUGUGUAUUUGAGAUGGAAUAACUGCCGAUCUUGAGUUGUACUUAGGACAUAGUACUUGAACAGAAUACUUAUUAUCAGAAAUCAGUGACACAGGGAUAUAUUGUGCAGUUUGGUCAUUGAUAGCUCUCAAAGAUAUAUCAAUAUAUCUUGUUGGAAAAUCAGAGCAUAAUCAUUAUAGGCGGCAACAAAUUGAAAAUUGAGGAGUUGUGAUUUAGUAGCUUGUGAAAGUCUUUUCUUAUUGGCUUUAAUGUGUGGGAGGUUUGUUGUUUCUCUGAAGGAGGUGGAAAACUGAUUGCAAGUUUCAUAUGAAAGGUCACAUGAAAAGUUAUUAGAAAAGUUUAAAAUUGCAAUAUGUGAACAGACUUACAUGUAUAGUAGUGAUGAAGUUAGGGUAUAAUAGACUCAUCAGUCGAGGUGAAAAAAUACAGAACCUGGUUGAAACUGAAAUCCCAAGUUAAAAAGUUGACCCAAGUGAGAAUUAGACCUGGGUCAUUGAGGUCAAAGACAAGAGAAGUGCCCAUGCACCCAUACACAUGUCGACUUCAAGAAAUGGAAAAAAGAAAAGAAGGUUCAUUGAUCAGCUUGUUGCCCUUUUUUCAUCCCAGUUUAAUGAAAUAUAUAUUUGCAAAUCUAAUGCCAUGAGCUUAAGUUGAUUACUCAACUUUGAGAGAAAAAGGUCAUAGCACCCCUAUAUCGUAAUUGUUGGCAAGGCUUACAUGCAAAUCCUGGGCCCAAUAUUGUUGAUAGCAUUGAGGUUCCAUUGGCCAUGAACGCAGAGUGAUCAUAGUAAAAUGGAUUAUAUAUACAGCAGUGGUCAAACUGAGAGCUUUAAAAUUAAACUAAGGACCAAAUCGGUCAGUUGCAUAAUCAGAUGAGAAUUACAGGAAGUAGGGUACAGUAAAGCCAGACUUGGGCGCCGGCGUGUAAUCCGACUAGGCUUAAUUGGCCACACGAUUGUAGGGAAGGCAGGAGAGUUAGUUCUGUUUGUUGUACAGAAAUGAAAGAUUUACUUAAGCCCCAAAUGCAGCUACUGUUAACUCCUUUGAAUAAAUUUAGCAUAUUGCAGUGUUUGAAUGUGGAUCAUCUCUUCGUGAAACGUAAACAAUAUCUGUAUGAAACAAGAAUAUUUCCCAUUUCACUUUCUUUCCAA